Akanthomyces muscarius is the source of this 2505-nucleotide messenger RNA. RefSeq lists its product as uncharacterized. The transcript is spliced from 2 exons. NCBI's taxonomy places the organism in Eukaryota, Fungi, Ascomycota, Sordariomycetes, Hypocreales, Cordycipitaceae. The coding region runs from base 1 to 2505 and encodes 834 amino acids. Gene Ontology annotation, cellular component: cytoplasm. The record is from RefSeq and is a predicted model, not a curated record.
AUGCCAGGCGACGACAAGGACCAGGCUGUGCCUGCUGGCAGAACAACUGGGGACCAAGAUCAGGAUGCCCCAGCUGUCGAGGAAAUCUCCCUGACGGACGAUACCACCACUACCGCCAGUGGCGCCGUCAAUGUCAACGACGAUGAUGCCACGACCACGACUGUCACCGCCCAAGCUCCCGCCGAGAUCAAGGCCAUACUUUCGCCCAUAGCGCCCGUCUCGCCUGCUCCGGGUAGCAUCCACAGCGGCAGCAGCGGCGCCGCCUCCGACUUUACGCCCCUCGUCACCGUUGUCGGCUUCCACCAUGCGCGCGGACCAGAGGUCGAGUCCUGGUUCGGCGUUGACGAGGGCGUCGACCCGGCUGCCGAGCACGACUGGCACCUGCUGCCCUUCAUGGCCCUCAGCGACGGAGCCCACGCCUCCGAGGAGGACUUUUCCUACUUUACCCUUUUGCGGCCCGCCACGGCCACCAAGCCCGCCUGCUCGCUCUUUGGCAUCUCGUGCACCCGCCAGCUCGACUCGGCCGCCCUCAUCAACCGCCCCGCCGACGUGACGCGCUCCACGGUCCAGAAGGCCGUCGUCGUCAUCGCCGACAGCCCGCACUUCUUUGGCGUCCUCCGCGAGAGGCUCGGCAUGGUCACGCAUGCCUGGUUCGCCCAGCGUGAGUUCACCGACGUCGAAAUUCUGCGUCGCUUCCAGGAGAGCCUCGCCGAUGAAAAGGCCCGCGGCGACCUCGCCGACACGGGUAGCAGGGAUCAGUACCUGGGCAUGAGCCUGCGGGAACUGAUCCACGAAUACAAGUGGCAGACCCUGGUGCUGCUCAAAUGCUGUCUGCUGCAGCCAAAGAUGCUAUUCUUUGGCUCGCGGUGCGACAAGCUCUGCAUGAUUCAGUUUGCCCUCAUCUCGCUGAUACCCGGUCUGAUACGAAACCUGCAAGACUGCGCUGACCCGGAGCUCAACGCCUACGAGGAGAAACUGGCCCCAUCCACCACCCUACAAAGCAGCAACCGCAGCUCAUUACUGCAAUUCAUGGGUCUGCCGCUGCAAAUAUUCGGAAAAGGCGCUAUCUUUGGACCAUAUACCCCUCUGCAGCAGCUCGACCUGCUUGCCGAUGUUGGCACUAAGUCAUAUCUCGUUGGCAGCACAAAUUCGCUGCUUCUACAGCAAAGGGACAGAUAUAGCGACAUUCUCAUCAACCUCGACGAGGGUACUGUCAAUAUUACGUCCACCUCUCUCAAGACCGCGCUGGCUUUAACUGCCGCCGACCGCAGAUGGAUAGACUUGCUGACACAGCAAAUCAACGAAACGUGGGAUGAGACCAAUCCCAGCCGCCCCAAGACGCUACAGUACGCCGGCAGCGAAGAAUACAUACGCUCCCAGUUCGAGUCAUACAUUCUCGGCCUCAUCUCCUCUGUCAAGUUUCACAACUUCCUCGCUCAACAAGGCGACGUUUCCAAGGGCACCUUUACUAGCGAGGAAGACCCCGCCGUUGACUUUGGCCUUGAAUGGAUCGCUGCCUGGCAAAAGACGGAAAACUACCGCAUCUGGGAGGCCCACACAGACGCCAACCUCUUUGCCGUCUCGGAGCCCAAGCACCCCUGCGCCGGCGGCCUGACUAUUGACGAUGUCCAGCGCCGCAUCGCAGAUCAGGUCAAGGACUUGCACCUGGACGAGCGCCUCGCUCAGGGUCGCGAGAUGCUGGGCCGCAACUUGGCUGCCGGCCGCGACAAGGCCUCCUCUAUGUUCAACAAGCUCUACAGCGACAUGGAGUACCUGCGCGAAUCCCAACGCCGGCGGGCCGACGACACCACCGCGGCGCGCGCGUCCGUGUCGUCCACAGCCACAGGCGGCAGCGGUACCACCCCGUCCCUGGCGUCCCCGACGUUUGCCGUCGACAUGACCAAGGCCCAGGCAACCAUGCAGUCCGUCGGCAACAAGGCCGGCGCCUACAUGUCGAGCUGGGCCUCGUGGGCCGGCGAGAAGCGCAAGAACAGCGCCUGGGGCACAAACUGGCGCAACAGCAAAGUGCAGCCAAAAGACGGCGGCGGCACCAACGGUUCCACGCCGACCAGCCCCAUCGAUAAGGACUACCAGAUGGUCAACGCCCCCGGAUCCUCGUCGCGCGGCACCUCGACCGACGGCGGCAGCAGCGGCAACGCCAACCGCGGCAGCAUGCGCCCGCUCACGCAGCAGAGCUUCAGCGAGAGCAUCCUCUCCCGCGCCAGCAGCUCCUUUGACAGGCCCCUGACGGGCGAGUCGUCCGUCGACAGGGGCGACGCGCUCGGCAUCACCACCGUGUCCGACGCUUCCUCGUCUCCGGAGAAGAAGAAGCCGGCCCUUGCAACGACGACGAACAGCAAGUACGACGGCUUUCAGACGGAGGAACUCGUCGGCAGCAAGACUGGGUCGCAAAAAUCGACAGAGACGCCGUCGACGCCUGUGGGGGGAAGCGCGGCAGAUGUCACCAAGACACACGUCGAGAUCGACAAGGCAGCAGCAGAGUAG